AUGCCGACCCCUGCCCACUCCAUCCACAUCCUGGGACUGGGCAGUAUCGGGACUUUCAUUGCCCACUCACUGCGUUCUCUAUCUACUCCGCCCCCAGUCACGCUACUGGCUCAUCGGAAGGGACUGUACGACGAAAUCGCAUCCAAUGGAUGGAAACUCGGCCUUCGAGUUGGAGAAAAUGGCACUUUGGACCAGAGAGAGGGCUUUGAGGCUGAGCUGCUGAGCGAGUCAACCUCAUCCGACCAUAUUCAUAACCUGAUUGUUGCCGUCAAAGCCUCCGCGACGGUCUCCGCUCUGGAACCCAUUCGUCAUCGCAUCGGACCGCAAUCGACUGUUUGCUUGUUUCAGAAUGGUCUCGGACAAAUCGAAGACCUCAACCAACGAGUUUUCGUGGAUCCGUCUACUCGGCCAACUUACAUGUUCGGUAUCAUGCGCCACGGCGUCUACCUCCGGUCUCCUGUAGAAGCUAUCCUGUCGGGGACAAGCGGAACUGCAGCACUUGGUAUUGUGGACAGCCAAAAGAAAAGUGCACAGCAGCCACAAUCUCAGUAUAUAUUGGAUACAUUACUUCAAUCCACAGCCCUCCACUGCGAAAAGAUGGAAUGGCCUGAUCUAUUCCGCGUCCAACUGCUCAAGCUGGCAUCUAAUUGCGUCCUAAAUCCUCUGACCGCACUCCUCGAUGUCCGAAACGGGUGCAUCAAGGAUAAUAUUGACCUCCAACCCUUACAACGACGCCUUUUGGAGGAAAUUUCCGCAGUUUUUCAAAAACUGCCGGAGAUGCAGGAACUUUCCCUUAAUCGUGAUCAGUUUUCGACGGAUUCGCUGGAGUCUGUUCUGCGUGAUACCAUCGAGAAAACCGCGCAGAACUCAAGUAGUAUGCGCGAGGAUAUUCUGAAGCGGCGAAGCACUGAAAUUCAAUAUAUCAAUGGGUGGAUUGUCCGUCGUGCUAGGGCUAUGGGCAUUGAUUGCGAGGCAAAUUCCUCUAUUACCCAACUUGUGCUAGCCAAGAGUGGGUUCACUAUGACCGGAAAUUGA
Messenger RNA from Penicillium argentinense, 1035 nucleotides. RefSeq names its product ketopantoate reductase family protein. The coding region runs from base 1 to 1035 and encodes 344 amino acids. Gene Ontology annotation, cellular component: mitochondrion; cytoplasm. The transcript has a single exon. Gene Ontology annotation, biological process: pantothenate biosynthetic process. The record is from RefSeq and is a predicted model, not a curated record. Gene Ontology annotation, molecular function: 2-dehydropantoate 2-reductase activity; NADP binding. Lineage: Eukaryota; Fungi; Ascomycota; Eurotiomycetes; Eurotiales; Aspergillaceae.